AUGGCCGCGGAGACAGGAAGUGCCGAGGGGUCGAGCCGGCCCAGACGCUUCACGUUCUCCGAUGAGGCACCUGCCCCCCAGUCCGCCCCGGCGCCGAGCACCUCGUCGACCGCCAUCCCGCCGCGGCAAGGUUUUUCAGCGGCCACCCCGCCGCCUUCCUAUGGGGGCUUUAGCCAGCAACCAAGACCGGCAGCGAUGCACCAACCGCCGGCGGCUGCUUGGCCCCAGCAGCAACAGCAGCAGCAGCCGAACUGGGGCCCUCAAGGCCCCGGGGCCUGGGGCGCGGGCGGUCCGGGUGAUGGCUGCUGGGGAGGCGAUGCGUGGGCCGGUGGAUGGGGCCCGGGUGAUGCCUGGGCAGGCUGGGGGCAAGGAGCCUGGGGCAAAGGAGGAGCAGGAGGCGCAGGUGCGUUUGGCGGCCCUCCGAUGUUCGGGACUGUGCUGAUCGGUACGGUCAAGAGCUACUCCUCCGUCAAAGGCUUUGGGUUCCUGAUUCACCCUGAUAUUCCGCAGGACAUAUGGUUUGCGAAGGAAACCGUGGCUGCGGAGCUCAGGACCUCCGACCUAGCCGGGACGGCCAUGGCCUUCGAGCUCAUGAGGGCUCCAGAUGGCAAGCCUCAGGCUCGCAAUCUGCGACCUGCCCCGGCCGGUGCCGGAAUGCCCCCACCCCCGGUGAACCCCAACCACCACCCGCACCUGAUGCCGGGCUUCCGGCCGGGAUUGCCGGGCCUCAUCCGACCCGGUUUCCCGGGUGCGGUCCGUCCUUUAGGCGUCAUGGGCGUUGGUGUUGGAGUUCCACUCGGGGGCCCCGGCCAGCCGAAACGCAGGGCAUGGUCGCCUCAUGCUGGUUCUCGAGCCAUAGCUACAGCCUCCAUGGAAGAGGGGCAGGUGCCUCCCCCGCUGCAGGGCCUCUUCGAGCGCACAGAGGAGCCAGAAAGCCACGGCGGCCGAAAGCGCCGCGUUCCACACGUGGAAGGGAUGUCCAAGCUCCAAGGCCUCGAACAGCUUUCCACGGUUCUUGUUCGGCUGCAGGCGCGCUUGGCUGCGGACUUGCGACCGCUGCAAGGCGUGCAAGGGGAGGCGCUGCUUUCGCAGCUGGCGCCCUUGGGGGAGGUCCAUUGCACAGACCCCGAGGUUGGCGCAGGAUGGCACAUUAGCCUGGCCCCACUGAUGAUGCUGCGACGUCAGUCAAUCCAGCCUUUUGAGGAGAGGCUCCGCAAGCUUGCAGAGGGCCUCAGCGUCCCGGAGGGUGUGCAGGAAGACAUCUGGUUCAACGAAGGCUUGGAGGUCUUCUCAUCGGCUGAGGGUGACAGAUACUUUGCUGGCGUCUCCGCGGCAGCUGCCUCCCAGCGCUGGCUGCGGCCCUUGGCAGUCGCCGUGCAAGCUGCAGCGCGUGACCUCGGGAUGGCGGUGCCCAGCCACAGCGCUGAGCUCCUUCAGCUGCACUGCUCACUGGCCUGGACAGUGGGUGAGCUGCAGCCUGCGUUGCGCGCAGCAGGUGCUGACAUGCAGGAAAGUCCGUGGGGUCGAAGAUGGACCUUGGAUGAAGACCCUAAGCGCCCGAGACCACAGGCGACCACUUGGCCUGGGACUUUGCAGAAGGAAUCCAUCCGCCUUCGAGUGAAGGGCCUGAUGGCUAGAAUCGGCGACAGAACCACAAAUGUGUCCUUUCCACAGCUGGCGGGCAUUGCAAGCGAACGUGAGUCCGGGUCCGACAGCGAGAAUGACGAGGAUUAG
Molecule: messenger RNA, 1734 nt
Organism: Symbiodinium natans
Lineage: Eukaryota; Dinophyceae; Suessiales; Symbiodiniaceae
Source: the annotation of a GenBank genome assembly